UUACAAAAUCAAAAGGAAGCAAGYACAACACAUCUGACAUGUUGAAUCCAAAUAUCGUCAGCGAUAGUCACUUAAAGAAUCCGCUUGGCAAAAGCGGUAGACCAAAACGAAGGAGAACGAUGAUUGUCGCAACUGUGUCUUGUUUUGUCCUCAUUCAGUCUUUGUUCCUCGAGACAGAGCUUAUGGUAGAUGCUUUCGUGUCUCCUUCGGGAACUUGCAAAUCUGUCUCGUCUUUUCACAAGAUGAAUGACAACAGGAACAGGAAAGUCCCGGGAACRCACGUGCUACAAGCCACGUUCCAGGAGGAUAUUUCUUCAGAGGUGAUGGACGAYCCAUCGUCGACAGAAGAAGCCGAAACUGAACACGGGGACAAAAUUUCCUCGGUUUUUUGGACCGCCGACAUCACGGACAAGAUUUCGGAAAAGAUCGGUCGCGUCGAGGAAUCCCGAAUCAUCUAUCCAGAAUACGAAACCGGGGAGGUAWCGAGGGUCUUCUCCUCGCUGAAAUACGAUCGCAGCGACGACGGGAGCACCACCGCAUCUCACGAUGCGGGUUCGGUCUUUGGUGGUGCGAGUUUGGUGGCAGGCACGAUGGUUGGAGCCGGAAUCCUCGCGCUCCCGGCAGCAACGGCAGACGUAGGUUUCAUCCCUUCUACUGGAGCCAUGGGAAUCGGGUGGUUGUACAUGACGAUGUCAGGUUUGCUAAUUGCGGAACUUUCCAUCAAUCGAAUGGGACAAAGCGGCCUGCCGGGGCAGGGGAUGCUUGAUCUUUAUGAAGAUUCUCUAGGGGACAAGUGGUCCAAAGUCGGAAGCGCCGCAUAUUUUGGACUGCACUACUGCUUGCUUGUCGCCUACAUAGCACAGGGAGGCUCCAAUCUCAACGCGUUGCUGGGAUUUGACGCCAUGGGCCUUCCUGCGGGUGUUCCACAGGUAGCCUUUGCCACAACAGCGGCAACGGGAUUGUAUCUGGCGAAACCCGCCGCGAUCGAAGCCGCAAACAAUCUGUUCGUGUCUGUUUUGGCGGUCGUCUUUCUGGGGAUCAUUGCGUGUGGAGCCAGUACAGCUGACUUCCAUGCCCUCAUCGAUCCCGCGAAUCAGCACCCCGACCAGGUUGUAGAUGCUCUCCCAAUUAUAUUUCUGUCCCUGGUCUACCACAACGUUGUUCCCACCGUUGUCAACCAACUGGAAGGAGACCGCUCGAAAAUUACGAAGGCUAUCCUAUACGGAACCUCUGUACCCACGGUKAUGUUUCUUUUGUGGAACGCAGUYGUACUCAGCAACGUCAGCCCWGAAGCGAGUGCCGCUGGGGUAGUAGAUCCCGUUGCACUUCUCMAAGCAUCGGCCUCGUCGGGCGGUACUGGUGCCAUCCUAGCCAAACUCGUCACCACGUUUUCAUCUCUGGCCGUUGUAACUAGCCUUAUCGGAUUCGUGUACGGCCUCUUGGACGCAUGGACGGACGUCUUCAAUUUGCCAACCGAAGGACCUACGUACGAAAAGUGGAAGGCACCUUUGUUUGGACUGGUCUUUUUACCACCCCUGGCUCUGUCUCUCACGGAUCCAGACAUUUUCUUCACCGCAUUGGAUUAUGGAGGUGCCUUCGGUGUUAGCACCCUCUUCUUAGUACUGCCUCCCGUGAUGGUGUGGAAACAACGUUACGGGGGUGAGCAACAAGAUCUACUAACGAAGCCAAUGGGUAAGUCUCGACUGCUUCAACUUUGAAAACCUUUGAAGUGAAAUAAAUUGUUACCAAAGCAUGACCUUAACCCAAUAUUAUUCCUCUUUCGUUUUUCGCCAACACAUUGAUGCGCGCUAACAGUUCCUCUUGGGAAAAUUCCAUUGGGAUCCAUGUGGAAAGCCGCAGGAACUCUGAUACUCGAACAAGGAGCAGAUAAGCUGGGUGUCUUCGAUUGGUUCGAACAACAUCUUUUUCAAUAGAAACCAMGGAGACUA
This is a messenger RNA of Pseudo-nitzschia multistriata, 1949 nucleotides long. Lineage: Eukaryota; Bacillariophyta; Bacillariophyceae; Bacillariales; Bacillariaceae. The record is from the annotation of a GenBank genome assembly.